Pristis pectinata (smalltooth sawfish) is the source of this 9302-nucleotide messenger RNA. RefSeq names its product A kinase (PRKA) anchor protein 11 (gene akap11). Gene Ontology annotation, biological process: intracellular protein localization. The coding region runs from base 182 to 6235 and encodes 2017 amino acids. The transcript has 12 exons. Gene Ontology annotation, cellular component: cytoplasm. Gene Ontology annotation, molecular function: protein kinase A binding. NCBI's taxonomy places the organism in Eukaryota, Metazoa, Chordata, Chondrichthyes, Rhinopristiformes, Pristidae. The record is from RefSeq and is a predicted model, not a curated record.
CCGCGCUCGAUUGCUGUGGCCUGUUCUCCCAGCCCCCGCCGAUGGUGAGUCGGCGCUGGAUUACGGGGCCUGUUGUUACCCCCCCGACCCGGCAUGAAGCGGCUCCGGAGCGGAACGUCUCUGGUUUAAUUACCAGCAUCAGAUCCUGCAGUACAAAAAUCAAGCUACAGUGGAUAGCAGGAUGAGAAGUGGCUGCUGCAAGCCCAGAGUAUCACUGAAGAAAGAGGUACUCAGUGGCCAGCAGCAUCUUUCAAUGAAGACCUUACUGCAGAGUACAAGGCCACUCUGUAAUGUAACACUUGACCAGCAUUGGAAAGGAGCCAACAACUUAACUGAGGUCACUUUUGUGGGAUUUUCCAGUUCAACUGAAGAUGCCACUUCUGCUGGAAAGCAGGCACUUGCUGCUAAUGACCUGGAGCUUUCUGAUUGGCUGAGUUCACCACAGCUCUCCAACUUAAAGAAUACUGAUAUUGCUCUUUUGACUGAUUUGAAGAAACACUCCAGAACAAAAGAGAAAACUGUUAGCCAGGUGGUUUGUGUGAUGAGGCACCCUCCAUCAUCCUUGUACUGCGAUGAUUCUGUAUUCUCCCUGCUUAGCAAAUACACGACAGGGAUUCGGUUUUCUCUGGAGUCCCACUCAACACCAAAACAUCAAACUGAUGUAUACCUCGUGGAGGAGGAUGACACUAAUCAGUCAGUGUCGUCCAUUGAGGAUGACUUCGUGACUGCUUUUGAACACUUGGAAGAAGAAGCAUUUGGGACAGUGGGCUUUGAUCCCAGUACACCAAAAUACCAGCGAGAUGUUGCUCUACAGACCUUUGCACUGGACUUUACAGAGUCGCCAGUUCCUGUCGUCUCUUCCCCAAGCCUAGUCUUUGGCCAGUCUGUUCCUCCAUUACUCGAUAAUUCAGCAUUUUUUGGAGCACCAUCGUCUGCUAAAAGUUCUGUCGUAACAUUAAACUCAGGUCCUGGGAGGCAAAGGAGUUUUUACAAAUCUUGCAAUGCUCCUGGGCCAAGAUCCAACAAUGGGCUUAAGUCUGGGCCCUCUGUAUCCCCAUCAGAGUCUGAAGAUUCUGAAGGCUCAAGUCCAAGUCCAGUCAUCUUUCUGGAUGAAGAAGGUUACCAGAAGAGUCUGAAGGCCAAGCUGAAAAUACCCCAGAUCCCAAUACUCAAGGAUGACAUUGAGGAUUCCGACUCUGAAGUAAGUGAAUUCUUCGACAGUUUUGACCAAUUUGACGAACUAGACCAAAUGUUGGUCAGCACAUCUACCACCCUGAAGGUAGGGUCUAGCCCUCAAAAUCCACCUCAGAAAAAGAAGCCUACGGCAAAGCUGGCUUCCAGCUUCACGCUGAAACAAUGCACUACUGCAGUUGCUGCUAUGAAUCCGCAGAAGUUUGACCACCCGGUCCUUCCUGCUGAUGUGAAAAAACCCACUGCUCGGAAGGCAGAAUCUCCCUAUAACAGCCUGUCUGAUGUCCCGGAUUCACCUCGCCCAAUGCAUAGUUCAGGAGAAGAGAAUAGCCCUCUCUUCAGCCCCAUCCAUUCAUCAGCUUUCAGUCCCCUUGCAGCUCUGAGCGGGUCCGAAUGUUCAGGGAAGGUGCAGGUUCUCGGUACUGAAAUCGUUAAGGCACCAAACAAUGGAGCACUUUCUGACAGUUACUCUCAAUACGCAGGCGAUGUUUCACACAGCAUCAUCAGCUCUGUUUUCAGGUAUCCGCACGAUGUUGGCUUCGAGCAUAAGAGGACAGCAGCUUGCCCUCAGGAUGGAUGUUGGUCAGACAGAGUUGAAGAUCUGAACAUGACAGCUUCCACUGAAAAUUCUGACUCAAAACCACCCACGGCUCAUCCUUCUGCCCAGCAGACUUGUUCAAACACAUUCAAGGAUGGCAUCCAGCAAAUUGCUACAGAGCUAGUGGAGAAAAGUUUUGGCAGUGCCUUUAAGGACCUGCAGAAGGGUGUUUCGUCAUGCACUAGCACCCUAUGUCACCUGGCUGCAAGAUUGACAUCCUCUGUCAUUCAUAUGGCCUUGCAAGAGAUUGGAGCAAGGCGAGCAUUCUCACAGAAGAGGAGCGCUAUUAGUGACUUAGCAGACUAUUUGGUGGGCGAUGCAAUAGCUGGAGCACUGCGAGAACUGGAGUUUGUGAAGAAACAAAUUUUUAACAACGCUGUUGCCCGAUUUGCGACUGAUCUGGCUGAGGAACUCAUUUUUGAGGGAAUCAUGGAGGUUUGUCAGUUCUCCCACCCAACAACGCCUACAUCAACAAUAAGCUGGUCAUUUGAUGACGAGGAAAAGAUUGUGAGCUCCUACGCGAGAGAUUUGUCAGAGUCAGUCCUGCAAGAAGCCUUCAUUGAAUUGUCUCAAGUGGAUGUGAGCUUCACAGCACAAGCAGCAAUUAGCAUUUCUCUGGACAAUAUUAAAGAUGUUGGUGGAAAAGAUGUAGACCAGGCAACGAAGACUGCUUAUGGCCCUGGUGAUAUCCGAGAGGGAACGUUACUCGGAGACCCUGAAGGGCAUUUGUCUAAUGCUGUGGUAAGCAGUUCAUUUGAUGCUUCGAAUUUGACUGAGAAAGUGUAUACUAUAGAGAAAGCACUGCUUUGUGUUUCUGGCAUUGCAAGUAGUGUAUCUGUUCCUCACUCUGCCAAGGCAUUUUCUUGCAAUUCAUUGGACUCUCCUCUGACAUCAUGUAUUGAUCUUGUGUCAUCGAAGUUAAAUUCAGCGCAAGGUACAAAUGCAGCUCCUGAGAGAUCAUGUUCGAGGAACAGUAAAAUUGAUGAGGUGCUGUCUGCAAGCUAUGUCCCUCAGCCAAAGGAUUCUGCAAGCCAUGUUAUUUGUACUGGGCAUAUUUCUGGUGACAACACAUUUCAGUGCACUGAGGCAGCUAAUACUGGCCAAGGAACAUUACAGCAAAAUGAAGGCCUGGCCAUUAAUGAUGCUGCUGUCACAGUACAGAGAAACUGGCAAACAGGAGCAAUGAUUGAUAUAGUGGUAAAUAAUCCUUUUGACUUUGUGACCCCACCUAAAGUUGGAUGUGCGGUAAAGGACUGUGCUUCUAAAUCGGGUGAACAAAUGCUAAUUGAGCCUAUUGCUGAGAACCAAUUUGCAGCAGAGUUGGCAGAAGCGAUUGUAACAAAUUCAGUGGAUGAAAUAAAAAUGAAAGUCACAAACCCUCAAGGGGUAUUUUCUGCAGGUUCGCUUGGAACCAUUGCCAAAACUGGCAAUAAGGAUGCACUCAAGAGACUUGGGGAGAUACCAGAGGGCCAGUUGCAGGAUCAACAAACGGUUGGGAAAAUGGUUUUGUGCAGUCCGCUUCAGUAUGCUUACUCUCAGUCUCCAGACAUGCUGCAAACACCUCCUGUGUCGCCUGCCGAAUUUACUCCCAGUAAAGGUUUGACCAUCCCACAGCAUUUUGCACAGGAGCUCAAGGGUCACUUAGCAGAAGAGUUUCCUCCAUGUACUCCACCACCCAGUCCUACUGUUGCACUCAAGAACUUAAAGGUAGAAAGUGCAGAUGGUGUGGGUGGCCCAGAGCUCGCUCUUACUCUAAAGUCGUUGACUGCACAGCUUCAAGGUCACAUCUCAACACCAACCUUCCAGACUUCCUUGGCCGAGGUCAGUGAACCAAGCAAAGAGAUGAGUGCAGGUGUACUGGGAAAGCAGAGGGUUGGGCUUAACAAAGAUGGGCUAUUUCCAGAGGAAGAUCUUGCCAGCAUUGAGGGCAGCUUAAGUGGAUCUCCCGGAACACCGCCGCCAACCCCACAGCAAUCAUUCCGUGAAAAGAGUCUGAAGAGCUUCAGUCGGAAGCUUAAAGGGGAGCUGGCUAAAGAGUUCAUGCCAGUAACCCCUCCGUCCACCCCGCGUAACCAUUCCAUUCCAGACAUGGCAGGGCUGAGCCAGGACACUGAGGAAAAGGCAGAGUUCGUGCUGAAGCUAAUGAGGUCGCUGUCUGAAGAGGUGCUGGACAACGAGGAGGAUGAGAACUUUGACUUCGUAGAGGGGCGGCCGGAGAUGAGGGAGCAGCCGAGCCCAAGCCCCAGACGGGGCACAAAGGUUUUGGAAAAGGAAGAGCUGAAGUCGGACAUCAAGAGGCAGGCUCUGCAGUAUGCCAAUCAGCUGGCCUCCAGCAUUGUUUCCAUGGCGACUGAAAUUGCAGCAAUUUGUGUCGAGGACGCCAGGAAAUGCGACAGCAGGGAUCUCAAGUGCUUCAGGGUGUCCCCCAGCCACCUGCGGAAGGUGGCUGCUCGGAGUGAACCGCAUGCCAGAACCGCGGGCGCCGAUAGGAACGCACCAGAAGAGGCCGUGGGCUCUUUGUUGAGCUAUGCAGGCAGGGUGGCGGGAGAGGUCAUUCGGGAUGCCAAGAAAGUCCUCAGCUCCAAGAAGCACAGGGUGAGGAAAUUCAAGAGGGAUGGCUGCCAGGUGGAAAGCAACGAAUCCAGCUGUGGAGAACAGGACAACAUGGGGAUCGAAGGGUUAAACACCAUGGCGGAUCAGUGGUCCCGGGAGCUUGUGGAUUCUGUGCUUCAUUCUCCCCAAGGUGGACUCGUGUCCAAACAUUCGAGCUGUGAGAGUGUGACUGAUGAGUAUGCAGAAUACAUCAUGAGAAUGAUCAGCAGAGAAGCAGGAAACGGUGAGAUAAUAGUCGAUCAUUACGCCAGUAAGCUUGCCUUUAGGACUGUGAAAGUGGGCCUGGAGCAAGCAGCUAGGAGAAUAAAGCAGAAGUAUAAGAGAAGACUCCUGUCUUCACAACAGUCGAGAGGCGACAACGGGGGCAAAGAACUUUUCAAGUUCCUGACAAGGGAGGAGACCCAAGACACAAGUCCCUGCAGGAGAGGCCACGAUCAAAGAAUGAGCAGGAGGGAUUCCAGAGAUCUGGCAAGGUUUGCAGAAUCAGUUGCCCAAAAUAUCACUUACGAAGUCACGCAGAAAAUGAACACGGCCUCUGGUGUGCAAGGCUUAUCCAAGUCCCUGACAGACUCUUGCCUCUACAAAAGGUCCCAGCUGGAACAGAUGGCUGAGGACCUUAUUAAGAAGACCUGGACCUGCUCAAUCCAACCCAUUGUCCAGAGGAACAAACGCUACCACAGCAUGGGAAGUUUAAAUGAUUAUGGAUGCUGCAUUGCCAGCCCCAAUCGAACGCUUGAACACUAUGUGGGAAAAGGUGCUGAUGAAACUCUCCAUGUUAACAUGGCUGGGGAUGAUGGGAAUGCCUCAGACACCAGCAAGCAAAAAGAAUGUUUAGCGUAUGCCGAAAAGUUGAGAGGGAUUGUUUUACAGUGCUCUUCUGCAGAAAAGGAAUCAAGAAGUUACACUAACAGGUUAAGUUCACAGACUGGUGGGUUCUACCCCAAAAAUGCCACGAGAGCCCCAUGGCAUGCCGGUAAACCACUUACAAGGCCAGAGUACUACAUCAAUGGAGCCUGUCAGCUCGAUGUACCUAGGAUCCAUAUUGACUUGGAGCAGAGGGGAAUUUUUUCAGAGGACUUGAUGUCAGUGGCCAUUGAGAAGGCCAAGAGCAAUACAAGCCUGGCAGCAGACAGUGGUAUUGGACAGGAUGGUGCAAGCUUCACUGAAAGCCUUGCUGCAGAGAUAAUGACUUCAGCCAUGAUCAAUGCCAGCCAGUCAAUCACAAGCAGCAGUCUCAAGGAUGGAUUGCGGUCAACUGAUUCUACAACAACCAGCCAGCAGCUUAGCCUCAGUGCUGGUGAUGAUAGUACUGGCAGCUGGUCAAAUCUGAGCUUUGAAGAUGAGCACCCAGAUGAAACGAGCAGCUUCCUGCACCUCAGUGACAGUAAUGGCAACAGCAGUAGCUGGAGCAGUCUGGGGUUAGAAGGAGAUAUAUAUGAGGAGAAUAUAUCCUUUCCACCAUCAGAAAGUGAUAAUAGUGAAGAUAAAGAGGAGGAGGUGCAAGAAGUUUCUGAAGGUCUGAUAUCGGCAAAGGAAACAUUACUGAUUCUAAACGUGGACCUGGAACCCAGUAGCCUUGAUCCUCAGCUGCAAAUGUUGUUGCAGUGGAUAGCGGCUUCACAGUUUCAAAUAUCUUUAGUGUAUUUCAAGGAAUCUUUUGAAGAUGAGUUACUGAACUUUCUUGCAGUGGUGAAAAGAGUGGAGUUGAGGGACUGGAAGAUCUGUGACCUACUUCAGGCAGUGUUGAAAUACUGCAGCAUGAGAGAGCAAGACCCAGCUGGAGCUCACUGCAACCACACUCCUCUCUUUGACUGGCUGCUGGAAAGUACAUAAAGCCUUUGUCCACAUGCAGAGAGCAUUGAUUGUCGGCAUGUGAAGGGUUGUCAGCUGUGCACCAGCCAAGUGUCACCAACUGUGUGGGUUGCUGAACAGAAUUGAAUCAGAUGGUUGAUGUUCUUAUGGUGGUUGGCUUGGCAGGUAGUAAAGUCUCUUGCUUUGUGAACGCAUAAAGGAUUUUGUCAUGAGGGCAAAACUAUGUGUGUAUAUAUAUUGUGUGUAUAUAAUAUAUAGAUAUAAUAUCUAUAUAUCUCCAAAUUAAACACAAUUAUAAACAAAAGGCCUCAGUUUUCCUCAAAGCUGCCCCCACUCUGUCAAGGCGCGGGAAUUCUACAAACUUGUAACAGCAGAACUGGAGCAACUUCAAGGAAAUUCCCGGCUGUAUUCUGUGAGCCCUUCAAGUUAAAGGAUGAAUAGUCUAAUUUUCCCAAAAGUAUUGCGUUCUCUCAACUAAUUUUGAUUUUUAAAGUUGUUCUUUCUAAAAGACCAGCCGUGUAGGGUUUUGACACUUGCAAUCCCAGAGUUCUGACAUUGCCCUGUGCUCUUUCAGUUCUGGACGUUGAUGCAUUAGCUUUGACUGAGGUUGCAGUCAAAAUUGAACUUGCAAACACUAGCACUCUCUGGUUGGUAUCUGGGUUCUGACUGUAGCUCACAGUGAGAUGAUCUGAAGAUCUACAGGGUCAGAGAAGCUUUAGAAAUUACAUUUCAAAAUUUCCUAAAUUAAGCUCUUUGUUUGGGAUGACCUUUAAGCUCCCACAAGGUUGAGUCACCUGCAACACUCUCAAAGAUUGACGGCUUGAUAACGCUAUGUAGGGAUUGUCAGGACCUAGCCACAGGUCGAGCUGGCAGUCCAAGAAAUGAGGGAGAAAUUACUUCCAAAGGAUGGGGUGGUGAGGAAUGGUUCAUCCUGGAAUUGGUUCCAGACCUUCACUUACCCGGUGCUUUAAUGGUGAAAGCAAAUGUCAAUUACAAACAUGAAGAUUGUGCUCAUGAGAAAGCUAGUUUUGCUAAUGUUGUGCAGUGCAAUUUGCACUAACAAGGUAAACAUAUUGCCAAUAUCUACCCAAGUGUGACAAUUCCUACUAAUUUAUUGAUGUGGUGUUCCAGCUGCUAACAUCAGUUCACUGACUAACCUAAAUGAUCCUGGGCAGCCUUUCUAGAACCAGAGUCUCAGAAUUGCCCUCUGCUCGCCCUUAAGCUCUGUACACCAGUGCUGUAAGCUCCCAGGACUGGAAGUCCAGUUCACAGUACUUCCAGUUUACAAAGGUGGAGUCUUGGUUUCUCUCAGACUUGAUAUGGUGUUUCUUACUCCCAGUUCAUUUGUUUGGCUGUUUGCUGAUGAAGAUUAUCAUUGACCACUCCAUAAUCCUCCCCCAGUUAAAAUCUUUGCCUGUGACACAUUCAAAUACUGCAAAAGUUGUGCUUUAUUGCAAUGAAUAAUAUAAGGAGACUUUUUGGGUUUGGUACGGGGUGACUUGGGUGCUGUGAUAUCGGAAAAUCAAGCAGGGUUCUUUCCAGAGAUCAUAUCUUCUACAGUCACAAGAUCUCAGUUUCACAAAAAGCACCCAUGCAUUUCCACAGUUGGUGAUGGACAGAAUGUUACAAUGCAAAGACUUGUUCAGAAGCAGCAGAAAAAAUUUAACUUGGACCCAAAAACCCAACAACACUGCCAUCUUAACUAACAUCCUGCAAGUGAACAAAUCAAUCUUUAAGAGAGACAAAAUUUGCUACUGAAUAUUGCCACCUAUAUUAAUUAUAAGAACUAAAUUCUCACAAGCUGAUCUUUUGGAUGGAGCUGAAUGUGUCUGCACAAGACAGCAGUGAAAUCAUGGCCUGAAUAUUGUGCUCUGAAUUUAGGAUAGAAAGGAUCAGACUAUUAAAAAGGAACGGGACUCAGUGUGGCAAUUUCAGGAAUAUUUACCAGCUGCACAGUGAGACCCAUCUUGAAACUUGACCCAAUUUCUGCCUUUAGUUGCAGAAAUAUGGUUCUUGGAAGAAAUAAUAUAAAAAGAUAUUGUUGCAUUUUGGCCAUUAUAACGCACAUAACCACCUUAAUCAUUGCUGUGAUUUGUAUUUUUCAAACAAAAUCCUUGAAGUCCACCCAGCACUACUUUGUUUCCUGUAGGAUUAACGAUCAUUUGAUUUCUGGAUGUUCCAAUUUUUGAAUUUGUUGCCUAAUUUUAUCUGCUCCUUACAGGGUAUUGCCAGUAUUUAUCACAUCUGCUUUGAUUUCACCCUACACCAGGGUGUUUCAAUGCCACUGUGAAUUGUUCCAGUUGUUUAUCCUCCCAGAUUACACCCUCGGCUGUGUGCAUGUAGCUUUGUGAGCUGGCAGCAUUUCCAGCAUAUUGCACUAAUAACCUGCAGUAAUAAGAUUAAUUGCAGAUUUAAAUGCUUGCAUAAUAUUCACAAGACACUGUCCAAAAUUUCCCAGUAAUGUGGCCCCGUUAUUUGCUUGAGUAUUCCGGCUAUACCCUCUGCUGUUCGACAAGCUGUGGAUAAGGAGGCUCAUGGGGUAGCCUAAUAUCCGGUCCUGGAGCUGACAAAGAAUGUCUCAGCCCCUUUGCCAAUUAGGUUUUCUCCCCACAACUUUCAAUUCGACACAAGAUCUUUUAACACAGUGCUGUUAGUAUGGUCAAAUGACUAACCGAAUGGAAGGUUUCUUCUUGGUUACACAGUCACUUUAUGUGUGUGUGUGUGCGUGCGUGCGUGUUCCUCAGUCCCCAGUCUCUGUUUCUAUCCCAGUGGUAAUUAGUGAUGCCAUUUUGAUGACAGAAUGUGAAACGUUAAAAUUGAACUCUAUUCUGAUAGUACUUAUUUUAUUACUGUGCAGUGUUAAUUCCAUCGUAAUUCACAUGCUAGGGUAAAUAUCAAGUGUGUGAUGUCUGCUAUUUGUAAUCCAUAAUCCUUUAUAUGAAUUAUGCCAAAAAUAGAGCAAUGAAGUUCAUUUAACUUAUAGCAAUUUUAUGUGUCUGCUCUUCUUUCAAGUGUACAAUUUGUUAUCAGAUUAUAAGCUGCAAGUUGCACUAUAUUGAUGUCUAUGUUUAUUUCUUAAACAAUGGCU